This is a messenger RNA of Triticum turgidum subsp. durum (durum wheat), 1350 nucleotides long. Lineage: Eukaryota; Viridiplantae; Streptophyta; Magnoliopsida; Poales; Poaceae. The record is from the annotation of a GenBank genome assembly.
AUGGACAGCGCAGACACCACCGUCGCCGGCGGCCGCGUCCUGCUCCUGCCGUUCCCGGGCAUGCAGGGCCACGCCAACCCCAUGCUCCAGCUCGGCCGCCGCCUCGCCUACCUCGGCCUCCGCCCCACCCUCGUCCUCACCCGCCACGUCCUCUCCGCCACCCCCACCACCCAGUGCCCCUUCCCCGUGGCCGCCAUCUCCGACGGCUUCGACGCCGGCGGCAUCGCCUCGUGCGCCGACACCGCCGAGUACCUGCGCCGCAUGGAGGCCGCCGGCUCCGACACGCUCGCGUCGCUCCUCCUCGCCGACGACGUACGGGUGCUCGUGUACGACUCGCACCUGCCGUGGGCGCGGCGCGUGGCGCGGGAGGCCGGCGUGGCCGCCGCCGCCUUCUUCACGCAGAUGUGCGCGGUGGACGUGGUCUACGGCGAGGUCUCCGCGGGGCGGGUGCCGCUGCCGCUCGCGGACGGGCGCGCGCUCCGGGGCAGGCUCUCCGUGGAGCUCGGGCCCGACGACGUGCCGCCGUUCGUCGCCGCGCCGGCGUGGUACCCGGCGUUCACGGAAUCGGCGCUGUCGCAGUUCGACGGGCUGGACCAGGCCGAUCACGUGCUCGUCAACUCCUUCCGCGACCUCGAGCCAAUGGAGGCUGACUACAUGCAAUUCAAAUGGCGUGCAAAGACGGUCGGCCCGACAUUACCGUCGUUCUAUCUAGACGAUGAUCGCCUGCUGUCGAACAAGGCCUAUGGCUUCAACCUCGUCUCGAGCACCUCUUCGUGCAUGGCAUGGCUCGACAAGCAGACUCCUUGCUCUGUGCUCCUCGCAUCCUAUGGCACGGUCGCCAACCUCGAGACGACCCAACUAGAGGAGCUAGGUCAUGGAUUGUGCAACUCCGGACAGCCCUUCCUUUGGGUGUUGAGGUCCAACGAGGCAGAUAAGUUGCCCCAAGAACUCCAUGACAAAUGCAACAUGAAAGGCCUAAUUGUCUCAUUUUGCCCUCAACUGGAGGUAUUGGUUCACAAGGCCACAGGUUGUUUCUUGACGCAUUGUGGAUGGAACUCGACAACUGAAGCAAUUGCCACCGGUGUACCCAUGAUCACAAUACCGCAAUGGGCGGACCAACCGACCACCGCAAAGUACGUGGAGAGCGCGUGGGGGAUCGGCCUGCGUGCGCGUCGAGACGAGAAAGGCUUGGUGAGAAGGGAGGAGGUGGAGAGGUGCAUCAAGGAGGUGAUGGGUGGAGAAGAGUAUAAGAGAAAUUCUUCUAAGUGGAUGCAGAAGGCCAAAGAGGCUAUGCAGGAAGGAGGGAGAUCUGACAAAAACAUUGCAGAUUUUGCUGCCAAAUAUUUAUGA